AUGGUACUCGUUCAAGAUAUACCUGUACAGCGAUCACAGCCAUGGCCCAUUGGCCAAUACAAGCCAAUGUCGACUUUACCACCACAUGUUAAUGCAUCCUCCUCCUGCUGGCCACGAGAAACUGCAUCCUCUGCUGACAGCAGAACAAGUUGCUUUGAUCGACUUAUGCGACAUGUCAACGAUUGUAUUCAAAAAGACGAAGAAGAGGAAGAAGAAGGAGAUGACGAUGAUCUUCUCGAUACCAACCUUCCCAAAAUUCAAUGCUACCGCUAUGCAUGCAAGGGCAUCCUCGUGCACCCAUCCAAAUUCGGCGCUAUGUCUUGUGAAUCAAUAAGCAAUGGCAGCGUCUCCACGCUUGCAAGUAGCAGUGCUUCUAGUUGGUGUACACGUCGAGAUAGUGAUAACAGCACCUAUAGCAGCUGUAGUACAACAAGCCGUCGAUCACCAUCAGUGCGCUUUACAAGUGAACCACCUCGCAUUCAUUGUACACCUCCUCCAUCCUCAUUUAUUGAAUCACCAUCAUCAUCAGCUACUGCGCCAUCCGCCUCCUCCCAAUAUUGUCCUCAGCAACCAUUUCAAUGA
This is a messenger RNA of Lichtheimia ornata, 582 nucleotides long. RefSeq lists its product as uncharacterized. The transcript has a single exon. The record is from RefSeq and is a predicted model, not a curated record. Bases 1 to 582 code for a protein of 193 amino acids. NCBI's taxonomy places the organism in Eukaryota, Fungi, Mucoromycota, Mucoromycetes, Mucorales, Lichtheimiaceae.